AAAGAGAAAGAGAAUUAGAGAGAGAGAGAGAGAGAGAGAUGGAUCUCACUCAACAUGGUUUCUUGGAUGAGUUCCUGGCUCCAAGAAGAGACCAAACGUGGAAUAGUUUUAAUGAUCAGUCGUUCAAUAUGAACGGAUGGAGCUUUGAUUCUUUUGAUGAAAACCCAAGUUUGUCCACUUCAUCAAAUCCAUCAUCAUUUUUAGGGUUGAUCUCCUCCCCAGCUGAUCAUCAUUCUACCAUUAUUGAUCAAUCCCAACCUUUCAGUAGGACUGAUGAACCCUACUCAUCUUUCCAUGUCGAUGGCUUCACUGCACAUACACCACCACCACCACCACAUGAUCAGUACUUCCCACCACUACUACUUCAUCAUGGUGAAGAGCUUAAUCUUGAUCAGCAUAAUGUUUUUAGUUUGGAAGAACAAGACUUCAAAGUUGAGAUGGAAGAAGCAACAACAAAUAUUACAAAUCAGGGUUUCCAAAUGGGUUUAUGUGGAGAGAAAAUUAGGACUACUAUUAGUACUGGAAAGUCGAAGAAAGUUGAGGGACAACCCUCCAAGAAUCUAAUGGCUGAAAGAAGGCGAAGGAAACGCUUGAACGAUCGCCUUUCCAUGCUCAGAUCAAUUGUCCCCAAGAUCAGCAAGAUGGACAGGACAGCUACACUUGCUGACACCAUAGAUUACAUGAAAGAGCUUCAGGAAAGAAUCAAUAACCUCCAGGAAAAAGAAGAAGUUGAGGAGGGUUCAAAUCCAACAAAUUUGAUUACAACUUUCGCGGAAAAAAGGUUUAAGGAGGUAUUGGUAAGAAAUUCUCCCAAGUUUGAAGUGGAAACAAGAGAGGCUGAUAGCAGGAUUGAGAUAUGUUGUGCGGCCAAGCCAGGAAUAUUGCUGUCGACAAUAAACACACUAGAAGCAUUAGGCCUUGAGAUUCAACACAGUGUUAUUAGUUGCUUCAAUGAUUUCUCACUCCAAGCUUCAUGUUCUGAGGUUAAAGAGCAAAUAACAGGAUUGAAUUCUGAAGACAUAAAGCAAGCUUUGUUCAGAAAUGCUGGCUAUGGAGGAAGAUGCUUGUAGAAGAGAAGCAUAUAGAUAAAUGCAUACAGCAUAUAAAUUCGAUGGAGUUCUCUAUAUUUGUUCUACUUUAAUAAGCCUUCAAGGCACUUUAAUAAUGAUUUGAGUUGCUGUAAUAAUGUCUAUUAUGCUGAUCAUUCAUCCCCUCAUCUCAUUAA
Molecule: messenger RNA, 1225 nt
Organism: Tripterygium wilfordii
Lineage: Eukaryota; Viridiplantae; Streptophyta; Magnoliopsida; Celastrales; Celastraceae
Product: transcription factor bHLH93-like
Exons: 4
Coding region: 39-1070 (343 amino acids)
Biological process (GO): regulation of DNA-templated transcription
Cellular component (GO): nucleus
Molecular function (GO): DNA-binding transcription factor activity; sequence-specific DNA binding; protein dimerization activity
Source: RefSeq, a predicted model, not a curated record